Molecule: messenger RNA, 1137 nt
Organism: Micropterus dolomieu (smallmouth bass)
Lineage: Eukaryota; Metazoa; Chordata; Actinopteri; Centrarchiformes; Centrarchidae
Product: endo-1,4-beta-xylanase B-like
Exons: 4
Source: RefSeq, a predicted model, not a curated record
CCCUUCUCCUCCUUCUCCAUCCUCUGUGAGGACCCCCAGCCCUUCUCCUCCUUCUCCAUCCUCUGUGAGGACCCCCAGCCCUUCUCCUCCUUCUCCAUCCUCUGUGAGGACCCCCAGCCCUUCUCCUCCUUCUCCAUCCUCUGUGAGGACCCCCAGCCCUUCUCCUCCUUCUCCAUCCUCUGUGAUGACCCCCAGCCCUUCUCCUCCUUCUCCAUCCUCUCCCUCAUUUACCACCAGACCCCGGCACCCGACCGCUUCUUCACCCAUCGGCUGAUGGUGUGGAUGCCAUACCACCUGUGGAAGGUGAAGGUGUCCUGCCCGGCUUGUGGGAAGCAGCUGACGGGCUAUGGCGUCCACAAGAAGGCUCGAAAGGUCCUAGACAUCGACGGGUAUUACCUGAUGGUGACAGAGACACUCAGCCUGCUGCCUCUUUCCCGCCUGCUGCCUCCUUCCAGCUGUCCUCCUGUCCUCAGCUGCGUCCCCAGCGGCAGCUCCUCCCUGCUCCACCAUCAGGUCCUCAGCUGCGUCCCCAGCGGCAGCUCCUCCCUGAUACACCAUCAGGUCCUCAGCUGCGUCCCCAGCGGCAGCUCCUCCCUGCUCCACCAUCAGGUCCUCAGCUGCGUCCCCAGCGGCAGCUCCUCCCUGCUCCACCAUCAGGUCCUCAGCUGCGUCCCCAGCGGCAGCUCCUCCCUGCUCCACCAUCAGGUCCUCAGCUGCGUCCCCAGCGGCAGCUCCUCCCUGAUACACCAUCAGGUCCUCAGCUGCGUCCCCAGCGGCAGCUCCUCCCUGCUCCACCAUCAGGUCCUCAGCUGCGUCCCCAGCGGCAGCUCCUCCCUGCUCCACCAUCAGGUCCUCAGCUGCGUCCCCAGCGGCAGCUCCUCCCUGCUCCACCAUCAGGUCCUCAGCUGCGUCCCCAGCGGCAGCUCCUCCCUGCUAAAUCUUCAGGUCCUCAGCUGCGUCCCCAGUGGCAGCUCCUCCCUGCUACACCAUCAGGUCCUCAGCUGCGUCCCCAGCGGCAGCUCCUCCCUGCUACACCAUCAGGUCCUCAGCUGCGUCCCCAGCGGCAGCUCCUCCCUGCUACACCAUCAGGUCCUCAGCUGCGUCCCCAGCGGCAGCUCCUCCCUGCUCCACCAUCAG